UUUUGUUCCCUACAAGUCAGUUUUAGACUUCACCAUGCCAGACUGGAGGAAAUUCGGAACUAUUUCAUUGAUGACCAUCAGUAUUUGUUUGUUUUUACUUGGAAUCAUCUCCUUGGUACUUGGGAUAUUAUUAUUUGGCGGAACCCUAGCAAGUCGUGAAAUAAGACCAGUCAUUAACAGCAUCAGCACUGAUUCAAACAAACUCGGAGACCAAAUCAGUAUCCUUCCAAUCUUACUUAUUGUCAUUGGAGUGGUUACGUUUCCAGGAGCUGUUUUGGGUAUACUGACAGCAAUCAGAGUAAAGGGGAGGAAAGUUUUCUUAAUUUUGUUGUCUGUUGUGAGUUUCCUUGUUUGUGUCGGUACCAUAAUCAUUCUUGCUGUGUUUAUCCCUAGAAUUCAGGUACAAGCUUAUUCUGCAAUAUAAAACAGUGAAAUGUUAUUGCUGUAUUUGAUCUCGAUAUGAUGGU
Molecule: messenger RNA, 467 nt
Organism: Saccostrea cuccullata (small rock oyster)
Lineage: Eukaryota; Metazoa; Mollusca; Bivalvia; Ostreida; Ostreidae
Exons: 4
Coding region: 35-424 (129 amino acids)
Source: RefSeq, a predicted model, not a curated record